AAAAGACACUCCGAGCACUGACUAAGACGUCAUUCAGCUCUCACAGCUCAAGCGUACUUCUUCUAGCUCCAGCAAACUAAACCUAUCAAUACAUUCAACAUGAAAUUCUUCAUUGGAAUCCUUCUUGUUGCCCUCGUGGCUCUCGCCAACGCAGCUCCCAGCGCAGAAGAGGCAAAGCAGGAACUGAACCCGGAGAACGUGGUACCAGUGAACGAGGCAACAAGUGGCCGCAACAAACGUGGCUUCGUGUACAGCACCUAUACUGCUCCCGUUGCCGCUGCUGCCGUCCCAGUUGCUGCCACCUAUACCGCCGCUGCUCCCGUCGCCUACGCUGGUGUCCCAUACGCUUAUUCGGCUUACAGCGCUUACGCUCCUUACUAUUCCGGCGUCCCCGCUGUCUAUUACUAAAUAACACGAACGCUAUCCAAUGGUUACGUUGAAGACGAAUGUGUUGAUAAAUUUCUGUAAAUAUAUAUCAUUAGUUGUUUAACAGUUUAAAGUAUUUCACUUGAUGCAAUAAAAUCAGUUUGUUAAC
Molecule: messenger RNA, 535 nt
Organism: Phymastichus coffea
Lineage: Eukaryota; Metazoa; Arthropoda; Insecta; Hymenoptera; Eulophidae
Exons: 2
Coding region: 100-408 (102 amino acids)
Source: RefSeq, a predicted model, not a curated record